ACUAAGUAGCUAAGAAGAAGAAGAAGAAGAGCAAAUGCCAUCUCUUCCUCCUCCUCGGCGCUACGCCGUGCUUGGCGCCGGCCACGCGACGGAGUACAUCGAGCGCGUCCAUGGCGGCUUCGCGAGAAUGCUGGCUCGCCUCCUCGGAGACCCAGAAACCAACGAGCGGUGGGACACCUACCACGUCGUGGACGGUGAUUUCUCCUUCCUCGACGAAGCCGAGGCCUUUGAUGGCUUCGUCAUCACCGGUAGCAUCUCCGAUGCGCACGCGGACGAUGAGUGGAUACUCCGGCUAAGAGACGCGGUUCAGGAGCUCUGUCGGCUGAAGAAGAGGGUUUUAGGGAUUUGUUUUGGGCACCAGAUCAUCGCGCGCGCGCUCGGUGGGGCGACGGGGAGGGCUGAGGUCGGAUGGGAGCUCGGAGUGAAGACGCUGGUUGUGGAUUCUUUGAAGAUUGGGGAGAUUUAUGGGAUUGAGUUUCCUUCUAGGGUUGAGGUUAUUGAGAGCCAUCGUGAUCAGGUCUCAGCUAUUCCGCCAGAAGCUGUUGUUUUGGCUUCAUCUGAGAAAACUAAAUUUGAAAUGUUUGCAAUUGGAGAUCAGAUUUUGGGUAUCCAGAGCCACCCUGAAUUUUCAAAGGAUGUCAUGAUGGAUAUAAUCCAGAAUCAGCUUUCAGCAAAUUCAUUCAGUGCUGAGUUUGCAAAUGAUGCUAUACAGAGUUUUGAGAAAAGCAAACCAGAUGAAGAAGUGAUGAAAUAUUUGUGCAAGACAUUCUUGAAGGGAAAUGGGAAAGCCAAAUCUGGUGCUGAGUAAAUUAAUGGGUAAUUAAGUGAUGCAUUUAUUGGAUUAAUCUUUGAGCUUUGUUAGCCUUUGUCAGGUGUUUUUUAGUACAGCCAUAGUAUGUGAAGAUGUUCUUGUUUAUUUCCCAUGAUUUCAUUUUAGGGCUUAACCUAUCUUGUUUAGCUACCAAAUCAUUUCAUCAAAAGAAGCCAUCUUUUUUAUGCUAGGUUAAAAGUUAAUUAAAAGUUAAUUAAAACAGUGACUUUAGGGCCUAACCUAUCUUGUUUGAAUUUGAUAUGAAAGGAAAAUUUAAUUAAUUAAAUUGUUAAUUGGAAGUUACCUUUUUACCCUCA
Messenger RNA from Dioscorea cayenensis subsp. rotundata (Guinea yam), 1128 nucleotides. RefSeq names its product gamma-glutamyl peptidase 5-like. Lineage: Eukaryota; Viridiplantae; Streptophyta; Magnoliopsida; Dioscoreales; Dioscoreaceae. The record is from RefSeq and is a predicted model, not a curated record. Gene Ontology annotation, cellular component: cytosol. The transcript has 3 exons. The coding region runs from base 35 to 808 and encodes 257 amino acids.